GACAUUAGAUAUCACAGACCUGUACUAUAAGGUCACACAGUCAACAGUCUUAGAGACCUGCACAAGGUCUCACUAAGCAGAUCGUGACCUAAGAAGUAACACGAACUAAGUCUUGCCUACAACAUUCCAGGAUAUGAACUCGGAGAUAUAAAAACAAAUUUGAACAGACGUAGAAUGCGGUUAGGAUUUCUUUCCAGGAUGUGAACUGUUGAUUGCUUAAGGGAAAAAUAACCAGCUCCCACUAAGAUGAGUUCCAGUCCCGUACAAACUAUCUACGUGUUGUCAAGCAGUAACGGUCUUGCUGACCACGUGAGGCGGAAAUUGAAAAACCUCGAUCUGGAUAUAGAGGUGAAGGACAUUCCAGAGAAGGAGAUACACGCUUUAAAAGAUGAUGAAGUUGAAUUUGCUGUGGGGCAGAUACGUCAGUUGGUCGCCAUCUUGUCCAGAGAAACAAAUAAAAUCAAGUGGAUACAGUGUACGUCUGCAGGUGUUGAUCAUAUAUUCAAAAACAUUGACCACAUAAAGCCACAGAAGGAUUUCAUCAUGACCAGGACAGCCAGCCUUGACCGUGGUCAGAUGAUGGGUGAGUACUGCAUCGGGCACAUCAUUGCACGAGAGAGAGGCUUCCAGAUCUGGACUGAGGCUCAGAGGAGGGCAGACUACGACAGAAAAGCUGCUCCAUCGUUCCGCAUGUUAAGGGACUUAACUGUUGGUUUCCUCGGAGUCGGCAGUCUAGGAGGUGAAAUUGCUCGCAUGUGCAGGGCAGUAGGGAUGUCUGUAUGGGCGGGUGUGACAGACAGAAGGUUCGAGUCAGGGACGUCGCCAUCACAGGAGUUCGAUCAUGUCAUACCAAUGUCCAGACUUGAUGAUCUACUAAAACAGUGUGACUAUGUGGUGGCUACAUUACCAUCAACACCAGAGACCAGAGGGCUCUUGUCCGGAGAUGUCCUUCAGGCGUGUAAAGUCAAGCAAACUGUGCUCAUUAACCUUGGACGUGGAGACCUCAUUGAUGACCUCAGUCUUAUCAAAGCCAUCAGCAAUGGCAUGUUGGGUGGAGCUAUACUUGACGUUCUGGACCAGGAGCCACUUCCACCAGAUAAUCCUUUGUGGAGUCUUCCUAAUGUCACAAUAACCCCCCACAUCAGUUGCCAGGCUAAGAACAGUUUAGAUAUUGUGGCUGAGAACUACGUGGACAAUGUCCUGAGAUACCUUCGUGGGGAACGGCUGCAGAACUACGUUGACUUCAACAAAGGUUAUUAACUUAAGACCCUCCCCCCCCCCCCCACCGCUCAAGCAGUCAACUAGCGCCUAGUGACGAUUGGUCGUUUAUCUAGCUUGUUUGUAGGGCUGGUGGUGUUCUGUCUUUCAGCUGAACUUGAAAUAUUAGAAUUAAAUGUGACUUAUACGUAUCCGAGAGAUUUAUACUUCAAGAAAGAGCAAAACUGGACAAAAUGUUUAUUAUCAAAAUAAAAUGCAGCUAUUGCUAUUUUAAUGGUCAUGUUUAUGCGGGUAUAUUGUUAAAUUAUAA
This is a messenger RNA of Biomphalaria glabrata, 1528 nucleotides long. RefSeq names its product glyoxylate/hydroxypyruvate reductase A-like. The record is from RefSeq and is a predicted model, not a curated record. NCBI's taxonomy places the organism in Eukaryota, Metazoa, Mollusca, Gastropoda, Planorbidae. Bases 247 to 1260 code for a protein of 337 amino acids. The transcript is spliced from 11 exons. Gene Ontology annotation, molecular function: NAD binding.